AGAAAAUCACAAAACUGGUUCAACACGCUCCGUCACAGUUAUGCUCACAUUCAUCGACACUAGCCAAAGGAAAAUACCUCAGCCCUUUUCGAUAGAAGAAACUAGGAAAUAUUGGGAUAAAAAUGGAAAUUUGAUAUUAGUGCCAUCGCCUCGACAUCCUCCACGCAAAUCACGAAUUUCACUUAGGAAAUGGUUUGCUUCAAUGAGACACAAGAAAAAUCGACACACAAUUGAUUACUGUCCGCAUGAAGACCGGCAUUCGUCAACUACAUCUGACGACAAGUCUCUAAGGACAAUAUCGUCCGAUCAUCUGUUACACGAACGGCUCGAUAGUCCAGACUUUCCACCCGAAAGUCCGCCGGGCAGUGUGUCUAGUCAUUCGUCAGGAGAGAAAAAGAAUGACGACGUCAAUACCCCUUCGCGUGCAUCAGUGAAAAAGAAGAAAUAUUUCUCUGAAAAGCCGAAUAAAAAAAAUAUCUUCAAGAAAUUGCUACAUCCAUCAUAUCAUCAGCGAUCGGCUCAGUUUCAUCGUCUCUUCGACGAUAAAGUUGGCCCAGAUCCGGACGAGUUUUUAGCUUCCUACUCAUGCGCAUAUCAACGCGAAAUCCUAUGUCAAGGCAGGAUGUACAUCUCUCAACGACACAUCUGUUUCUUUGCAAAUAUUUUUGGCUGGGAAACGAAUCUCGUCGUACCGAUAUCUGAGAUUAGGGCCAUUACAAAAGAAAGAGCAGCAAAGAUCUUCCCGAAUUCCAUACAGAUCGAAAUGAAGGAUGAAUCGAGGCACUUUUUUGCAUCUUUUGUGAAUCGUGAAAAAACGUUGACCGUUUUGCGGAAGGUUUUAGAGAAAGUGCAAAAGGGAGAGCUGAUGUCACCUGAAGAACUAUGGGAGUACAUGAAUCCGGAAGUUGAAGAUAAGGUGAGACGACGUGGCCGUUUGACUAAAUCCAAAUCCGAACAGUGCAGAUCCAGAAAUUCAAGUGAUUUGAAUACACCCGACAUGACACCGCCGUCCACUACUCGCACUGUUGGCGAAAUUCCCUCUAUAGCGGAAGCAUCAUCGCAAUCGUCACUCGAACAGGAAGAUGUCAAUUGUCCAUGCGAUUCCCAUAAUGGGAAGCUACUCCUAGACAACGUCUAUCCCCUUAGUGUCGACGAAAUCUAUGAGCUAUUGUUUACCGAUAGCCCAUGGUUCAAGAAAUUUAAUGAUUCGUUGAAAAAUACUGGAUAUGUUGCCUCACCGUGGGCAACUGACAAAGACGGGAUACGCUCUAGGACGUGCACAUAUACAAUGGCGUUGAAUCAUGCCAUGGCACCGAAAAGUUGUGUGGUCACAGAAAAACAGGUGAUUUCCCAUUUUGGACGUAAUGGUGACGGCUUUGUUGUUAAUAAAGAAACACAAAAUGCAGGAGUACCGUAUGCAAAUGACUUUGUUGUGCAGUGCAUAUACUGUGUUUCGAAAAUCAGCGACCAUGAAGCGAGAAUCAAAGUUCAUGGUGGUAUCGUGUACAAGAGAAAUAUUUGGAGUGUUGUAAAAGGCUAUAUCGAAAAAAGCACCUAUCAGGGACUAGACGAUCACUACACUGCAUUAGAAAAUACUCUACGAGAUGAAUGUGACCGUAAAGCGAUGCAGUUGGAGACACGAGAACCUGCAAUCGAUAGGUCCGAUGAAGAAAGUGUGUCAUCCGUAGAGGAUCCAAUCACGGAGGCUCCACGAAUACGAUCCCCAAUUCGAGGAAGGAUAGCUAGAAAAGAGUUGCCUGCUCCGAAAAUUACCUCAGCCCUACCGGUAACUGCAAGUGCUCCAGAUUACGGAUUUUACAUAAGAAUUAUUAUAUGUUUACUGACUGGUCUACUGCUUCUGAAUACUUUGUUACUGUUCCAACUCAACAAUAUCGAAAGUCAGCCUUUUAGCGAAGAUAUUGCCCAGCUGUUGCGGAGAGUAGCUGAUCAAAGCAAGUCGAACGAGUAUACGGCGGCUCUCGCCAACCUACUCGAAAAGGUCAAUCAGCUGGCUAGCGAAUUGCAGAAGUUGAAAUACCAGAUCUCGGAGAAGCAAGAGCUCUAGCUCUCUCAUACUUCUACUCUAUCACUUUUCACUUUUUCACGCAUUGCCAUUAAUGAGAAGUUCUAGGCUUCCACACUUAUCAAAUUUUUUUGUACAUAAGAUUCACUCUUCACUUAGAUUACGUGUAAUAUGGAUAAGAGACUGACAGCAAGAAGUUGAUUUAUAUAAGACUAAUAAUAGCAAGUGCAUGUUUACAAGACUUCAGUCUCAAACUUCUUUUCUCUCAAUAUUCAUAUCGUUAAUCUUUGUUUGUAUAAUAAGUUGUUAUGAAUUAAGGACAUACGAUUCAUAUUGUGAGAUUUUUACCGGUAUUUUAGUUAGUGAUAUAGAUGUGCCUGUAUAUUAAAUUAUGUCAUUUCAGUCGG
This is a messenger RNA of Cylicocyclus nassatus, 2430 nucleotides long. Lineage: Eukaryota; Metazoa; Nematoda; Chromadorea; Rhabditida; Strongylidae. The record is from the annotation of a GenBank genome assembly.